CUUCCAAACUCAUUGGAGAAUAUUAUAAAUAAUUUCACUUUUCAUUAUUCACUUGUUUCCGCUUUUUCUUUUUUCCUUUUUUUUUUUUUUUCAACUCAUCCAGAAGUGAGUGAGAGAAAUGGAGUAGACAAGUAGCACUUUCCCAUUAAGACCUCCAUCAAUCAAUCAAAUGCUCAUAUAAAUAAUUAAUAAAGAAAAUUACAUUAAUGUAAAGUUGCAGAAAUUAUGGUGCUUUCCCUUGACUUGUUCCUUUGCUUGCUUUCUUGUGAUUGUGCAGUCCAGUUACACUCAUGGUAAUGGGAAAUGUUAGUGGUAGAGAUGAUGGUGAAGGAGGUUCAGGAGCAAAGAAGAAUGGAAAUGAAGUGGAUAAUGAGCAAUUUAAUUCAGACCCAAUGCUUCACUCCCCUCCACAUAGUCCUAAUGAGUCUUAUCAGCCUCCCUUCCUUUUCCCUCCACAGAUCCCUAUGUUUCCGUGGCUAAGAUCUGCUGAAAUGAUCCAAACUCAAACUCAAAAUGAUAUGUUAAUGCAAAACACUACGCGGUACGAAGAUAUCCGUAGUGAGAAUAACUUGCCAUGGGAAUACAACGAUUCAGGCAGAGCUCCGGAUUUACAGAUCUCUGAGGCUCCCUUGCUCAGACCUGGUCAAAUGAUGCAAAUCCGAAAUGAUCCACUGGUACAAAAGUCUACGCGCUACAAGGGUUUCCACCAAGAGCAGAUGAGAGCAGUGAUGAUAACAUGGUGUUUUGGUGGCAAGCGAGUAGCUAUUACUGGAUCAUGGGACAAUUGGAAGACCAUAGAACCCUUGCACUCUUUGGGUAAAGAUUUCAUUAUCAUGAAGAUGCUCCCAUUUGGUGUUUACCACUACCAAUUCAUUGUUGAUGAGCUGAGGAGAUAUGCUCCAAACUUACCGUGCGAAUUUGAUGAGUCUGGGAAUGCUUAUAACAUUUUGGAUUUGCAGGAGUUUGUUCCAGAAGCUCCUGAAAGCCUUUCAGAGUUCGAAUCUCCACCUUCUCCGAUAUCAAGCUAUGACAGUCAACCACUAAAUGAUGGUGAUUUCAGCAAGCCUCCACCUGAACUGCCUCCACAGCUUCGGACAAAGAUAUUAGAUGAGCAAUCACUUUUUGUUAGGAAUCCCCGGUCCUUGCGAAAGCCUUCUCAUACGCUGCUGAACCAUCUUUACAAGAAAGAUGGCAGUGAUGGUCAGACUGUGGCGCUUUGCUCCACACAUAGAUUUCUUCAAAAAUAUGUGACUGUAGUACUGUACAAAUCCGUGCAUAGGUAAAUCAAAACUUUUAUAACUUAAUGUUCUCAAUGCUGCUUGUUACUGUGUGAUAUUGUUGGCAUAAUGAAAAGGAAAAGGUGGAAAGGUUAUUUUCCAUACGAAUAUGCUCUUUCAGGUCACUUUGGAGGACAUAUUAUAAUUGGAACGAUACAUAUAGAAGAUUAGCAUGACCCUGUGCAAGCAUGACAUGCACAAAUGAAUAAAUGAUCCAAAAUUUAUUACUAAGAAGUUUUGGACUGAACAACAGCCAUGUCUCUUUUAACUGAUAUAAAAGAACCAGUACUCAGAAAUGGUCUGGUUUUGCUUGAGAAAUUCACAACAUAAAUACUCAAAACAAGGGUGUGUUAACAAUAUAUGCUUACAGUAGAAAGCCGAGAAGGCUGAAUUAAAGGUGCAUUUGGAGUAAACCAACAUUGAAAAACCCAGUCUCUCAAUUCUCAAAACUCAUCGAACAGGAACCUUAAUCCAGCCAUUAGCAAAAGCAAUGGCUAAGAUUACAAAGGGUGUUGACAUUCCAAAUAUUAUAAUGUAAGGAAGAGGGGUCUUCAUGGGAUUCUCUCCUUCCCUUUCUCCU
Messenger RNA from Gossypium arboreum, 1857 nucleotides. RefSeq names its product SNF1-related protein kinase regulatory subunit beta-2-like. Gene Ontology annotation, molecular function: protein binding. The coding region runs from base 291 to 1283 and encodes 330 amino acids. NCBI's taxonomy places the organism in Eukaryota, Viridiplantae, Streptophyta, Magnoliopsida, Malvales, Malvaceae. The transcript has 6 exons. The record is from RefSeq and is a predicted model, not a curated record.